Messenger RNA from Brassica oleracea var. oleracea, 3087 nucleotides. RefSeq names its product biorientation of chromosomes in cell division protein 1-like 1. Gene Ontology annotation, biological process: DNA repair; mitotic sister chromatid cohesion. NCBI's taxonomy places the organism in Eukaryota, Viridiplantae, Streptophyta, Magnoliopsida, Brassicales, Brassicaceae. The coding region runs from base 131 to 2932 and encodes 933 amino acids. The record is from RefSeq and is a predicted model, not a curated record. The transcript is spliced from 14 exons. Gene Ontology annotation, cellular component: chromatin; nucleus.
AAGCGCAUCAGACUCGUAAGACUUGUCACUUUCUCGUCUUCUCUUGCUCGAACGACUUGGAACUUGAGACGGCGACGAGAGAGGGCUUUUCCGUACGGAGAACUCGUUUUCUAGGGUUUUUGUUGGAGAGAUGGGUCCUCUUGUUGUCGGAGAGACCGAACUUCGCGAAGCACUCCUCCAGGCUGGAAAAGAUCUCCUCAACUCUCCUUCCUCCACCGAUGCGAUCUUCGACCUUCUCAAUAAAGUUGAGUCUCUGCUCCUCUCUGUUGAGCAAGAUCCUAUCGUAGAAGUGAGGAACGCCCUGAAACCGUCGAUGCAGGCUUUGGUGUCUGCUGAUCUCUUGAGAAACCCUGAUUCUGAUGUUAGGGUUUACGUUGUCUCCUGCUUAACCGAUAUCAUGAGGAUUACUGCCCCAGAGGCUCCUUACAACGAUGACCAGAUGAAGGAGGUCUUUGAGGUGACGGUAGAGGCCUUUGGAAAACUUGCGGAUGCUUCCUGUGAGAGCUAUAAGAAAGCUGAGGCCGUGCUUGAUACUAUUGCUAAGGUCAGAUCAUCCUUGGUGAUGUUGGACUUGGAGUGCGAUGACCUUGUUCUAGAGAUGUUUCGGCACUUCUUGAAAAUCACCCGAUUAAGCCCGGACUGUCCUCAAACGGUACUUCUUUCAAUGGAAACGAUAAUGGUCACAGUUAUAGAUGAAAGUGAAGAAGUAUCCAUGGAUUUGCUCGAGAUUCUCUUGGGUCCUCUCAAAAAAGAUAGCCUGGAUGUCUCACCAGUGGCUUCGAGGCUUGUGGAGAAGGUUCUCAUUAGUUGCGCCUGUAAGCUUCGACCGGACAUCAAUGAAGCUUUGAAGUCCACAGGGACUAGCUUGGACAUGUAUUCUCCAGUAGUUUCGUCAAUAUGCCAAAGGGAAGCUGCUACUACUGAAGCUCAGAUCAUUGUUAACCUCAAAGAAACUGAGGGAGAAGGAAAGAUAUCAGAAGAACAAGUAGUUCCAAGUGAUUCAUUGCAGGAAAAACUGGAUUUGGGACUUUCUCCCAAGGGUACUAGGUCCAAGAGAACUGCAAGAGGUGGAACUCGAGUCAAUGGAGACGGUUUGAAACAACUUUUGAAGCAAGGGCAAUCUGAAAGUACAGACGUAGAGACUGAAUCAGGGUCUACUAGGAGGAGGCGGAAACCCAAUUCUCUGCUGAAUCCUGAAGAAGGCUAUUCAUUCAAGACGUCAUCAAGCAUAAAGAAGGUGCAUGAAAAAGAACUUGGGGCUGCCAAGAAAGCACCUUUGCCAAGUAAAGUUGGUCAAACGAAGCAGUCAGUUGUUAUUUCUCUCUCACCCUCGAGUAAGGCUAGGAAGGGGUCACGGAAACGGAGCAGGAGUAAGAUGGAAGAGACAGAACUUGAUGCAGGUUCUGUAGCCACACCAGCAUCAAAGAAACAGAUUGUGAAGAAAGAUGAUGCUGAAGAAGAAACAGAUCUUAUGGAAACUGACCUUGAAAAGCCUGAAGAUAGCGCUAAGUCAAGUAAAAAGGAGAGAGAAGAGAAGGGUUCAACGAAAUCAACUGCAAAGAAGCCACUAACAGAAUCUAAAAAGGAGAAAGCACAGAAGGGUUCAGCGAAAACAGCUGUAAAGAAGCCACUUGCAGAAUCUAAAAAGGAGAAAUCACAGAAUGGUUUAGCGAAAACAUCUGCAAAGAAGCCACUUGAAAAAUCAGUCCCCUCAGAUGCUAAGAAAAAGAAUUCAGAAGGUGAAAGCAUGGAGUCAUCAAAGAGCAAGAAGAAGAAUUCUCGUGGAAUGACGCCUCCGACCAAAGAAUCUGAACAAACUCUCAAGAGCCAUCCCAAGAGGAAACGGACAGCUAGAGAGGAAGUGGAGUCCAAUAAGAGUGAGCAUGGUGAGGAGUUGGUUGGUAAGAGAGUUAACAUCUGGUGGCCACUUGACAAGAAGUUUUAUGAUGGCGUCAUAAAGUUCUAUAGUAGUCUUAACAAGACGCAUCAGGUGCUUUAUUCGGAUGGGGAGUCUGAAGAGCUUAAUCUUAAAAAAGAACGUUGGGAGAUAAUCAGUGAGGAAAAGGAGGAGACUGAUCUACCUGAUUCUACUCCUUUAUCUGACAUAAUGCGAAGGAAUAAAGCGAAGAAGAGGAAAACUGAGUCUAUGCAUGUGGAGCUGAAAAGUUCUUCAGAAGUCAGAUCCUCGAAGAAGAAAGACCUUGUAACAAGCUCCAAUAAGCAAGGGAAAGCAACCAAAGAUGCGGUGAAGGGUGGAAGCAAUGAACCAGAAAGGAGGGAAGAGAUAAAUAUACAGUUCCCAAAAGAUUGUGAUGAGAAGGAAGAAUCUGAAACUAAGGGUGAUAACGGUUUGAAAAUAGGGGAAAAAUCAAAUGCAGAGCCUGAAUGUAAAAGAGAUCACCAAGAACCGCCUGAGGAAUCUAAUGCAGAAGCCAAGUCGGAUGGGGAAGAGCUUAAGUUUGCAAACAAGUUAACUGCAGAAACUGGAAAUGAUGGUGAAGAGCAGGAGGUAGAAAAAGAGGCAACCGCAGAACUUCAAACUGAUGGAGAAGAGCGAGAGUCGGUGAAAGUGCCAAAUGAAGCCAAGUCUGAUGGAGAAGAUCUAAAGACUGCAAACAAGUCAACUGCAGAAUCUGAUAUUGAAGGAGAAGAGCAGGAGGUAGAAAAAGAGGCAACUGCAGAACCUCUAACUGAUGGAGGAGAGCGAGAGUCAGUGCUAGAGCAAAAUGAAGAACCGGAAACUGAGGUACAAGUGCGAGAUUCAGCAAAAGAGCCAGCUGCAGACACAAAUUUGAUUAAGGAGGAUCGUUCUGAGGAGAAGGAGACUGGUAAAGUCGAAAAUGAAGCUGAAGAAGAGGUACAGAAAAUAGUUGAGGAACUGGAAGAAGACACUGAUAAAGCAGAAGGCGGGACUAUUCCUGUUUCAGGUUGAUAGAUGAACAAAAGCAUUUGGUUAAUUCAGAGAACGAUGUCGUUAUUGUGGUGUACCUAUUAACUUUCUUGUUUACUGAAGCUGCUUGUUUAGAGACGUAGUGUUAUUGUUAGUAAAGACUUCUGGACAUAUAUGUCUUAUCAAGGAACUAGUUU